Molecule: messenger RNA, 4172 nt
Organism: Aphanomyces astaci
Lineage: Eukaryota; Oomycota; Saprolegniomycetes; Saprolegniales; Verrucalvaceae
Exons: 13
Coding region: 595-3237 (880 amino acids)
Biological process (GO): nucleocytoplasmic transport; activation of GTPase activity
Cellular component (GO): cytosol; perinuclear region of cytoplasm; nucleus
Molecular function (GO): GTPase activator activity; small GTPase binding
Source: RefSeq, a predicted model, not a curated record
AUUCACCCCCACGCUGUCGAAAAUUGCACCAUGCCGCCGCCCCCGUCAGAGGUGGUGCGGCAUCGGGUGCUGCCAGAGGUGGUGGUUGGGUCGGCGGAGGUGGAGGGGGCGAUCGUCCGCACCAAGGCCCCGUUGCUUCCGACGUCGGCGGCGGCACCGCGUCCCGAUCGUGUCUACCACCCCAAGCACGCGUUGAACCACAACACCAAGCUCGGAUUGGCUUGUUUGGCCAAACUCAAGCCCAUCUUCUCGAAGCACGCGCACAAAGCCAAAGAGCAGGCGGUCAAGAUCACGGCGCCGCAGCUGCGCCUGCCCAUCCACGAGCCCGAGCACGUGCAGAUGCUGCUGCGGACGCGCGAUGUCAAGCUCGCGUCGCUCAAGACUCCCAACCACCAGUGGCUCGCUGUUGUUGACGACAUGGCCAAGUUUAUGGUAUAGAUACAUAUAAUUAUAUAUAUUGCGAUGACUACUGUACAGUACUAGUAGUACCCAAGUUUGAACCUCGAAGGACACGACUUGAGUACGAGUAACUUGGAGGCGAUCGUACACACGACGAGAUUGCAGUGGCAAGUGCAACCUCAGUAUCAAAACCCCAUGGACCCCAAAUCUGGACACGAACGCAUGUCCGACGAGGACCGCGUCAAGCACGAUUUCGACCAAAAGCUCCAAGUGGCCGAGAAAAUGCUACGGCUCCCGCUGACGACCCCACCGACAGUCCAAGAUAUGGACGAGUCGAACAGCGACAGCGACGACGGGGGUGGAAGGGGGAAGACCGAAUCGCUGACCAAGAUGUCGUCGCCGACCAAAGCGCUCGUACUCAAAUCCCUCUCCACUCGAAAGAAACUCAAGACGCUGGCCAAGUACACGUCCGAGACCGCCAAAACCGAGAAAUACGCCAACAAGACGGACAUGCUAGCCAAGUGGUCCAAACUCCAGGCAAGUCGGGGCCACGAAACCCAUCCAGAGCUGGCGCAUCGACGUGCGCAGCAGACGAGUCGGCGGAGAAACGAGCGAAAGCACGCAGCCACGUCAUCGUUCCCAGGAUUCAACGAACUGUCCCCGCGGAGUCUGUACUUUGAAGAGUGCACGGCCGCCAACAUCCUCCCCGAGCCGCUCCUGUCGCGCAUCACGGCGGACCGGCGCCUGGAGUUGAGUCACUUUGGGCUCGGUGAUACCAAAGCCAUUGUACUAUCCAAAAGUUUGGCCCUGAUGCCCGACAUUCAAGCCCUCAACCUCACCGCGAACCGACUCACCCAUGCCGGCAUUGCAACCGUCGUGCAACACCUCAGCGGUCGCGUGGAAUUGCAUUCGCUCAACCUGAGUGAGAACGAGAUUGGCGAAGCCGGGUGUGCGUCGAUGGCGGACUUCAUAUUUUCGGCACCGAACUUGACACAUUUGGACUUGUCGCAGACGAAGCUCGUCGACUCAUUCGAGUCGCUGGCCAACGAAAUCGCCAUCCAUCCGCAUUUGCUGUCAGUUAACUUGACAAACAACGAGAUUGGCGACGGCGGCGGGCAGCUGCUGGGCGCGACGCUGGCCGCCGCCACGUGUACGAUCCAAGACCUGAACCUGUCGUGGAACCAAAUCUGCCACAGUGGCGCCACAGCCAUCGGCCACGCGCUGCAGACGAACCGGUCGGUUCAGCACUUGAACUUGUCCAUGAACCGAUUCGGCGACGACGGCGGCCAUCAGAUCGCGGCGGCGCUCCUCGUCAACACGACCCUGCGCACGAUGGACUUGACCCGCAACAACCUAACGGGGUCCACCGCUGUGACCUUGAGCUACGCGAUUGAGCACAACCCGAAAGCGAAGCUGUACAACAUGGUUCUGGUCGACAACCCGCUCGGAUGUACGGGCACGAAGGCGCUGCUGCGAUCGGUGGCCAGGGGCUGUCGCUGCAACGUCCGGCUGUCGUUUUACGACGGCGAAGACGCCAACAAAGCAGCUACGGUGCGCCGUGUGUUUGACUCGAGCUUUCCCGCCGCGCAGUCGCCGUACGAGCUGCACCUCCACACGUCCCCGUACGACUAUGUGAUUGCAUGCGAGGUGGUCGCGGCGGCGGUGGCGCGGCGGUGCGAGCUAUUUGACGUGUCGUUUGAACCGGCGACCGAUGAAGUUGACCUUGAGCACCAUGCGAAGAAGCAUGCCGUGCAACAACCGCUCGAGUUCUCGGACCAGGUGCAAGGACUCGUGGAAAAAGGCUCGACCAAGCUGUUCCACCUGCGGCGGCGCGGCAUCCUGCGCAUCUCGGCGCGAUACGUGCCAUGGCGCAUUCAGCUCACGAACGACGUCACCCCCGACGGAUUGCGCAAUGUCAUCAAAAUCAUCCGAGAUCGCAUCUCCACCCGCGAAAUGUGUUCCAUGCUGGAGGUGGCGACGACGGACCUGUUUCUCCAUAUUCGAGACGUCGACUUGUUUGUAAAUGGACUCCUGGGGUCCAUCGAUGUUGUCGACGUCGUUGCUAGGACACUGCCUUGUAUCGUGGACGGCACGCAGACGCUUCCGUUUCUGCUGCGGCACUUGAGCUUUAGCGAUCAAAAUCGCCUCAUGUCGUCGCAUGGGGUGCAAGUGUUGCAGUUCAAUCCGCUGAAUCCGACGGGGAAAUGGACGUUGGACAUGUGCGAUCGCAUCCAUCGCAAGCUGGCCGUGUGGUUCUCCAUGAUCAACCGCGAUGAGGCUGCCGAGAGCGCGCGGCGGGUCGCGUAUCGCGGCAACACGAGUCAGCGCGGCACGUAUGCCAACUUUCGCAACGAAAAGUUCAACGGCAAAGCCAUCGAGCUCACGGACCGCUUCUUCGACGGGUUGCCGGCGAAAGGGAUCUUGGAAUUUGAUUAUGUCAGCACGCGGCGCCCCGAAGAUAAUGUCGAAAACGGCGCCCCGACACCGGUGCUCCUCGAAGUUGAAGUGAACGCAUUGCUGCAAACAAUCGGCGCCGAGCUCUGGUCCGAGUACGUCCCCCAGCACAAGCGGUAUGACCUGAAGCGGCAAGUGGUACUGCUGCAACAUGCUCUCAGCGGUCUAUACAUCACGGCGGAGCAUGUGCGCAUGCUCAUGCAGUACUUCCCCAAGAGCAUAGACAACCUCCGACUCAAGGCAGUGUUUGCCGCCCACCGAUCCAUCCUUGACAUGGAGAACUUUGAAGGCGUGUAUGAGAAGCUCCUCCCCGGCGAUCGAAAAGCAGUCUGUCCUCCUUCGCUGUUGUCCUCUAGUCAUGAUCAUCUCAUCAUGUUGUUGUGAUGGUAGAUGUUUUCCGCACUGGGGUACAUGAAUACAUUGAAUCCGCUGAACGUCGACAUGGAAUACGACUUGCCCAUGGCGGACGCAGACAACCGCUUGCUGGUGAGGACGCUUGUGGACAUGAUAUCCAACGACCCGCUCGACUUGAUCAAGUUGGACGACCAGAGCAUCAAGGAAGGCCUGAGCAUCUACUCGAUGUUUUCUAUAGCGAGCAUUCCCACCAGCGGCCGCCUCGGACUGCGCUACAUCACUCGGCCCAACAAGUUUUCAAGGGAACUCAUCGAAUCACGACAGUCCACCUUCCACGCGUUCCUCUUUGCCGGUCGACUUCACGAAAAGUAUCGCGGCGUGGAUCAUGCCGAGGAAGGAGCAGGGGCGUCAUAAACACAUGUGAAUAUGGAACGGCGAUAUCGGUUGUAUUGUCGUGAUUAUGCUUUGACUUCGUCUUCAUCGUCCUCGGUGGAUGGCGGCGCCGAUGCGGCGAGGUUGUGCUGGUAGAUGUUGCUUCGUUCAUGUAGCACGAGUUUGAUGCGCGCCAUGGACUUGCGCACCUUGGACUUUCGGAACGGGUUCGGGAACACCAUGUUCUUCGUGUGGCAUUCGGCUUGUUCGGUCAAGAGCGCGUUGCGUUCCUUGAGCAGGACGUACCAGAGUUUGUGUAGAUCGUCCGUGGACUUGUUGCGCAACAUCCACGCCUUCCAGUCGCCACCCACAACGGGAGGGCCGCGCUUGACCUUUUUGCCAUCGACAACGCCGCUGGUGGGGAAAAAUUGGUCGAUGGUGCCGGUUAGGGCCGCCUUCGUCGCGGUCGCAGCUCCCGACGCCGAGGGUUUCGCGAAGAGCGUCGCCGAGGACGAGAUAGAGCGGGCGGUGAACGCGCUCGUCUGGACUUGGAGGACGCGGCGCAGCAUGGGUGGAAUUGCGUGAAAACCAAG